CUUUAAGGCGCUCCUGUGGACCUGCGCGCUGAGCGGACGCGCCAUCCCUCCGACCUUAUCCGCUAUUGCAGCCAUUAAAUCCAAGCAAAAGUUAUUUUUAAAAAAACACUCCUCUCCGUCACCACUGCCUUUCUCUGCGUCUUCCCCGUUACCGCUUUGCACGGUCACCGUGCAAAGACUUGCAGAAGAGCCAUGGCGCACUAUGGGUUUAUUUUAACGGCUCUUUUCUUUUGUUCGGCGGGUUCAGAACUGUUGGCUCAGGACAAAAAUAAAUUCAGAGAAUGCCCUGUGGACCUGUUCUUUGUGUUGGACACAUCAGAGAGUGUGGCCCUCCGAGGAGUCGCACACUAUUAUUUCAACAAGAUCAAAGAAUUUGCCAUACGCUUCAUUGAUGAACUGAAGGAAACUCGCCAGUCAUGUGACCGGUAUACAUCAUGGAAUUCUGGAGCUUUGCACUACAGUGAUGAAGUGGAAGUGGUAAAAGGCCUGGUGGAAAUGACGUCAGGUGGUCGCAGUGCACUUAAAAAAGCCAUAGAAAACAUUAAAUAUAUCGGCAAGGGGACAUACACCGACUGUGCCAUCAAACAGGGUGUUGCAGAGCUGCUUAUAGGUGGCUCUUACUAUAAUGAGAAUAAGUACAUUGUGGUUGUGACGGACGGUCACCCUGUCAGUGGUUAUAAAGAGCCGUGUGGAGGGAUUCAAGAAGCAGCAAGCGAGGCCAGGCAGCAUGGCAUUAAAGUGUUUUCUGUGGCCAUCUCCCCAGACCAGGAGGAGUCCAGAUUGUCUGUCAUUGCCACAGACUUUACUUACAGGCAGAACUUCACUGCUGUGGAUAACACCAGUGACCUACAUAUGAACACAAUCCGCACUAUCAUCGAAAUGAUUAACAAUGAAACAAACGAUGUGUGUUGCUCCUUUGACUGCAUUGCACCCAACGGUAGACCUGGCCCACCUGGUGACCCAGGAAACAAGGGGGAGCCUGGUAGACAAGGGCUGCCGGGAGAAAAAGGAGAACCUGGACUACCGGGAAGACGAGGUGAUCAAGGUCCAGUUGGUUAUCAAGGCAUGAAGGGAGACCAAGGAGAAAGAGGAUAUAAGGGAGAAAGAGGCCACAAGGGAUACAAGGGUGAGAAAGGACAUCCAGGAAGAGAUGGAACUGAUGGGCGUAAGGGUGAGCCAGGAUUUGAUGGUCUACAAGGUUGCAAAGGGUCGCCUGGGCAGGAUGGUUUGCCAGGAGAUCCAGGCCCAAAAGGAGACCCCGGUCCUUAUGGACAAAAAGGAGACAAAGGAGAGUCUGGAGCAGACGGUGGAGCAGGGAGACCUGGUAACUAUGGAGCCCUUGGAGGCAAGGGUGACAGAGGACCAAGAGGAGCUGAUGGGGAUAAAGGAGAAAGAGGGGAUGAUGGACCACAAGGACCAGAUGGCGGGAAAGGCGAUAGAGGUUCACCAGGUGAAAAAGGUGAACAAGGUGCUCGUGGAAACAGAGGACCCAGAGGAGAGCCUGGUGAGCCAGGUCCUCGGGGUGAACCAGGACGUGAGGGAUCUGCUGGAGGAAAUGGUGAUCCAGGUGAAGCAGGAAAACCUGGGCCUCAAGGUUACCGUGGUGAUGAGGGUCCUCAAGGACAGGAAGGACCCAAAGGACCUAGAGGAAUCAAAGGCGCCCCAGGAGACAGAGGCCGUAUGGGAGAGAGGGGAGAAGACGGACCACCAGGAAACGGAACAGAGGGUUGCAAUGGUUUCCAGGGAUAUCCUGGUUCCAGGGGUGAUCCUGGAGAGCCUGGAAGCAGAGGAACACCAGGACCCAAAGGGGAUGACGGUCUACCUGGUGAACCUGGUUCAGAUAACGAUGACCCUGGAAAGCCUGGGCCUAAAGGACCAAAAGGACACAGAGGGCCUGAAGGAAAACCUGGACCUCCUGGACCGCCUGGACCGCCUGGAGUUGAUGACUGUGAGAUCCUGGAUAUCAUCAUGAAGAUGUGCUCUUGUUGUGAGACUAAGUGCGGACCCCUGAACAUUACCUUCGUUGUGGACAGCUCUGAGAGUAUCGGAGCUAACAAUUUUGCUAUUGCUAAGGACUUCAUUGUAGCUGUCAUCGACCGACUGAUCAGAGAUCAGCAAGUUAGAUUUGGCUUGGACGAGUCUCAUGUUGGUGUGGUGCAGUACAGUGGAGCAAAGGCUCAGGAGGUUGUAAAGUUUGGAGACCCUAACAUCCGGGACAUAACAGCACUAAAGCAAGCUAUUAAAGAAUUGCGUUGGUUGGCUGAAGCCACCUACACUGGAGAAGCCCUUGAGUUUUCAUGGAUGAACCUGAUCUACCGGCUUGGUGGUCCAGACCCCACCAACAGUAUAGUCCUGGUCCUGACCGAUGGCCGUUCAGAUACUUUAAAAGAUAAGGUGCCUCUUAACAUACUGUGUGGCAAAGGGCUCCAGGUGGUUGGUGUAGGUGUUGUAGACUACUCAGGUAAACAGCCCAAUAGCGAUCAGAUUGAAGACGUGAGCUGUGCAAGUGAUCCAAACAAACCAGGCAUCUCCUUUGUCCUUAACAACUUUGGCAUGCUUUUGGAUGAUACAUUCCUCAGAAACUUGACUGACAAGAUGUGUCAAGACAAGAAGGGCCCCAGUUACAUUUGUCCAAUUGUCUUUCAGGAGUCCACAGACAUCCUGAUUAUGAUGGAUAGCUCAGCUAGCGUGGGUGCCAGAAACUUUGAGUUGACCAAGAACUUCACAGAUAAGCUGGUAAAGCGCUUCCUGACUGCAGAGAAAAAAGAAAACAUCCAGGUCCAGGUUGCCGUUGGGCAGUACAGCGAUACAGCUAAGAUAGAAGCUAGAUUUUCUGACAAUUACACUGUAGUGGCUCCUCAGAUUGCAGAGGCCAAGUUUCAGAAUGCUGGCACACAGGUAACAGAGGCACUCACUUUUGCGAUAAACCAGUUCAGGGGAUCAGGAAACAGGAAGAAGAAGUUGCUGCUGUUUUCAGAUGGGCGCUCACAAGGCAUGACCCCUAGGCGAUUACAAGAGGCGGUAGCAGAACUAACCAGACAAGGCAUUGAGAUUUUUGUUCUGGCUGUUGAGAAUCAGCUGAAUCAAUACAACCUGCAAAUCUUGGCAAGUCGUGGACGGGUUGAUGACAACAUCUAUGCUUCCCGCCAUCUAAUCAGAGCUCCUAACUAUCAAUUCUUGGUUAGGGGAGUCUUUUACCAAACUGUGUCCCGGAAGAUUUCACUGGAUUAAUUAGGAAGGGCAUGUUGUGUCUUCUGAGUAAGCAGAAGCUGAUUGGGGAGUGAGAGGGUGAAUAACAAGGUAACAAGGUAACAAGUACAUAGGGGUGGGGCAAUAGAGCACAAGUAACUUUUUUUUUUUCAUUAAAUUGUGAUCCAUAUUUCAUUUUAAAUCAUGUAAGGUCUCUCUGAGUUAUAUAUGAGAGAUAUGUCAUUUAUAUAGCUUUGGAAGAGGGAUUGAGAAAGGGUGUAAUUUCACAGUCAUCAUUUAACAGCGUAUGCAUUUCCUAGAUGUUAGGAACGUUCAUGUAGAUCAGAUUUGUUUUUGAACACCUUUGUUUAUAGGACAGAAAAUGUUAGAUAUUCGUUAUUCAGAUCAUCAUCAUUAUCAUUUUCUCUAAAUAUGCGUGCUCAGAUUGUCUUUCUGAAGCCUGAUUAAAUCAAUUCCCUUCUGUAUCUCCUCCUUUGUAAUUUCAUUAAAAAUCACUUGAAUGUUAAAUUUGGUGCUACCAUUGUACACUCAGGCUCAUUUAAAUGCAAAAGAGAUUUUGAAUUUGUCAUAAUGCCUUGAAACCAAAGAUUUGCCAUAGGGCUUUUAACCAAAUGUUUUUACCACUGGGAAUGUGUACAAUUUUAUAUGUUAAAAAUGUAUUUUAAAUUAGUCAUGGGGAUGCUGUAGAGGGUUUUUCAAUAAAGAAUGCUUCACCCACUAAA
Messenger RNA from Hemibagrus wyckioides, 3932 nucleotides. RefSeq names its product collagen, type VI, alpha 1 (gene col6a1). The record is from RefSeq and is a predicted model, not a curated record. Bases 193 to 3231 code for a protein of 1012 amino acids. Lineage: Eukaryota; Metazoa; Chordata; Actinopteri; Siluriformes; Bagridae. The transcript is spliced from 35 exons.